Molecule: messenger RNA, 1641 nt
Organism: Nakaseomyces glabratus
Lineage: Eukaryota; Fungi; Ascomycota; Saccharomycetes; Saccharomycetales; Saccharomycetaceae
Gene: SMF1
Product: divalent metal ion transporter SMF1
Biological process (GO): intracellular manganese ion homeostasis; iron ion transport
Cellular component (GO): plasma membrane
Molecular function (GO): manganese ion transmembrane transporter activity; cadmium ion transmembrane transporter activity
Source: RefSeq, a predicted model, not a curated record
AUGAGCACUUCUGGAGCUGAAAAUGGUGUUGGUGCCAGCCGGGCCCGGAAGUCCACUUGUACAGAAGCUAACGAUACCGAUAAGGUUGGUGUGAAGACCAUAAGCGAAGUCACUGACUUACAGACUAUUGAGAGCUCACCGUCAACAUGCGAGGAGCCUAUGAGCAAUAAGGAUGUCAUAAAGGCUGCUUUCAAGAAAUAUAUUAAAUUCAUCGGACCAGGACUGCUGGUCAGUGUUGCAUAUAUCGAUCCUGGUAACUACUCUACUGCUACAUCAGCUGGUGCAGCUAACCAGUUUUCAUUGUUAUGUGUGGUGCUACUGUCCAACUUCAUUGCUAUCUUCUUGCAAUGCUUGUGUAUAAAAUUGGGUUCCGUUACUGGUAUGGACUUGAGCAGGGCAUGUAGAAAACACUUGCCAAGAUGGGCGAAUUGGACUGUAUACUUCUUUGCUGAAUGUGCAAUUAUUGCUACAGAUGUCGCUGAGGUUAUUGGUACUGCCAUCGCAUUGAACAUUCUUAUCAAAGUUCCUCUCCCAGCCGGUGUUUGCAUUACAUUGGUAGAUGUGCUAGCAAUUAUGGCUACUUAUAGACCGGGCGCUUCUUCCAUGAAAGUUGUACGUAUGUUUGAAUUAUUUGUGGCAUUGUUAGUCGUUGGUGUUUGCAUCUGUUUUGCAGUAGAGCUCGCUUAUAUCCCUAAAAGCACUUCUGCUGCUAAGGUGUUCAGAGGUUUCGUGCCAUCUCGUCAAAUGCUAGAACAUAAUGGUGUCUACACAGCUAUUUCUAUUCUCGGUGCUACUGUGAUGCCUCAUUCAUUGUUCUUGGGAUCUGCAUUGGUUCAACCAAGACUGUUGGAAUAUGAUGUCAAUCAUGGUAACUAUUCUAUGCUGAAGGAUGAUGAAGAUGAGAAAAACAAAGAAACAGCUGUUGAUGAAAGAUACCAGAACUAUAGACCAACCAGAUCAGCCAUUAAAUACUGUAUGAAGUUUUCUAUGAUAGAACUAGGACUGACGCUAUUUACACUAGCGCUAUUUGUUAAUUGUGCUAUCCUAAUUGUUGCUGGUUCAACAUUAUAUGGUUAUCCUGAUGCAGCAGAUGCUGAUUUAUACACCAUCCAUGACCUAUUAUCGAAAACCUUAGCUCCUAUUGCAGGCACUAUUUUCAUGCUAGCUUUGCUACUGAGUGGUCAAUCCGCUGGUAUCGUCUGUACCAUGGCCGGCCAAAUCGUUUGUGAGGGACAUAUCCAUUGGAAAUUAAAGCCAUGGCAAAGACGGCUAGUCACCAGAGCCAUAUCCUUGAUUCCGUGCUUAGCUAUUUCUAUUUCUAUUGGUAAGGAGGCUCUUUCCAAAGCCUUGAACGCAUCUCAAGUUGUACUGUCUAUUGUUUUACCCUUCUUAGUUGCGCCAUUAAUCUACUUCACCUGUAAUAAGAAGAUUAUGGAGACUGAGAUUACUGUGAAAGAUGCGGAAGAGGAUCCUUCUGACAAUGAUGACAUGCAACUGGAGAAUGGCCAGACCAGAAAGACUGUCAGUAUGGCAAAUAAUUGGGUUGUCUCCAUAAUUGCAUUUGUAGUUUGGGUAUUCUUGUCUGCCUUAAAUAUUUAUGCCAUUGUUCAGCUGGGUAUUACACAUGGAGAAAUAUCCUAA